Mangifera indica (mango) is the source of this 949-nucleotide messenger RNA. Its product is annotated as late embryogenesis abundant protein D-34-like. The record is from RefSeq and is a predicted model, not a curated record. Lineage: Eukaryota; Viridiplantae; Streptophyta; Magnoliopsida; Sapindales; Anacardiaceae. The coding region runs from base 73 to 843 and encodes 256 amino acids. The transcript is spliced from 3 exons.
CCUGCAUCGCCAUCUUGCAAUUCUGAGACGCAAGUUUUUGAUAUUUUCAGCUUUUACAAUCAAAAGUUCAAGAUGAGUCAUGGGCAGCCACGGAGGCCUCAAAAUCCUGUCAAAUAUGGCGACAUAUUCAGCGUCUUUGGGGAUCUUGCUAGGAGACCUGUUGCAAAAGAAGAUGCUGCCAUGAUGCAGACGGCUGAGACCACGGUGUUCGGGCAGACCCAGAAGGGAGGACCCGCUGCUGUCAUGCAGUCUGCUGCCGACCACAAUAAGAAAGCAGGUCUCGUCGGUCACCGCGAUGUCACUGAUAUCGCUGGAGACGAAGGUGUCACUGUUAUUGAAACUGCGGUGCCUGGUGCUCGCGUAGUCACUGAAUCAGUUGGUGGACAGAUUGUUGGGCAAUAUACGCAGGCUAGGCCACUGGCACAGACAGUUGCGGCUUCGGUUGUCCAGAAAGGCGCAAUUACUAUUGGAGAGGCACUUGAAGCUACUGCACAAACAGAUGGUGAAAAGCCAGUAGAUCAAAGCGAUGCGGCUGCUAUACAAGCAGCUGAAGUGCGAGCCACAGGGACCAAUUUUAUAACCCCAGGUGGUCUCGCAGCUUCAGCUCAAUCUGCUGCAGCUCGUAAGGAAGCAGCCAACCGUGAAGAAGAAAAAAUCAAGCUCAAAGAAGUUAUCUCGAGUGCAACUGCAAAAUUGCCAGCAGACAAAGCAGUGACUCGACUGGAUGCUGAAGGAGUGAUGAGCGCAGAGCUGAGAAAUAACCCGAAUGUGGCUACACAUCCUGGCGGAGUUGCAGAUUCUAUAGCUGCAGCUGCCAGGCUUAAUGAGAAUGUUAAUGCAUGAUCAGCCGCGUCUGUUUUAGUACAUCUACACAUGUAUUCUAAUAAGAUGUCUGCUUUUACAUUCCGUUUUAAUAUAUACAAACGCCUUUUUAUCUUCUUUGGAUUUA